Messenger RNA from Sinocyclocheilus rhinocerous, 2712 nucleotides. Its product is annotated as acid-sensing ion channel 1-like. Gene Ontology annotation, biological process: sodium ion transmembrane transport. The transcript has 12 exons. Lineage: Eukaryota; Metazoa; Chordata; Actinopteri; Cypriniformes; Cyprinidae. Gene Ontology annotation, molecular function: ligand-gated sodium channel activity. The coding region runs from base 302 to 1918 and encodes 538 amino acids. The record is from RefSeq and is a predicted model, not a curated record. Gene Ontology annotation, cellular component: plasma membrane.
CAUCAGCGUGUUUUGGUUUCCCUUCACUUCUUUGUGCUUUGUCCCUCAGAAACCGGACGGCGUCACUCCUGUCUUUUCAUGUGACUUGGUCGUUCUGGAGCUGUCAUUGUGUUUGGUUCUGCAUGGAAUGACAGCUGCUUUUUUAGAGACGGUGGAAGAGGUCGCGGAUGGAGUGAGGACUGCCACUAACUGGAAAGCUCCUUGAGAAAUCGUAAAGAACCUCUUCAAAGACUUGCUGCUUUUUCAAGCGUUUAGACUUGCCUCGUUGCACACUUUCUACCAUUUGUCUCACUGGAUACCAAUGACAGCCAUGAAGGGAGACUCCGAAGACAGCAUUGAAAGUGUGAGGCCGUCCAGCCUGCAAGUUUUCGCCAACUCCUCCACACUACAUGGCAUGAGCCACAUAUUCGCCUAUGGCCACAUGACGUUCCGUCGCUUCUUAUGGACGCUGUCCUUCAUGGGCUCUUUGGGUCUCCUGAUGUUUGUGUGCAUGGACAGAGUGUACUACUACUUCGAGUUCCCCCACGUCACCAAACUUGACGAGGUGGCGGCGCCCAACCUCACCUUUCCGGCUGUCACCUUCUGCAACCUCAAUGAGUUUCGUUUCUCGAAGAUCUCGAAGAACGAUCUGUACCACGUCGGGGAGCUGCUGGCACUGCUCAACGAGAACCACCAGAUCGCUAACCCUCACCUGGCCGAGCCGGAAGUCCUGGCUUUGUUGAAGGAGAAGGCUAAUUUUGUCAACUUCAAGGCCAAGCAGUUCAACAUGACGGAUUUCUACAACCGCACGGGCCAUGAUAUUAAUGACAUGCUCUUGCAGUGCACCUUCAGAGGGGAGGAAUGCAUCCCACUAAACUUCACCACUAUUUACACAAGAUAUGGGAAAUGUUACACGUUCAACUCUGGUCUGGAUGGAAACCCCUUGUUGACGACUUUAAAAGGCGGAACAGGAAAUGGGCUGGAAAUCAUGCUGGAUAUUCAACAGGAUGAGUACUUACCGGUUUGGGGUGACACAGACGAAACCUCGUACGAGGCGGGCAUCAAAGUUCAGAUCCACAGCCAGGACGAGCCGCCCUUCAUAGAUCAGCUGGGAUUUGGUGUGGCCCCUGGUUUUCAAACUUUUGUGUCUUGUCAGCAACAACUGCUCCAGUAUCUUCCUCCGCCGUGGGGCGACUGCAGAUCCGAACCGAUGGACUCUGAAUACUUCUCCACCUACAGCAUCACGGCCUGUCGCAUCGACUGUGAGACCCGCUACCUGCUCGAAAACUGCAACUGCAGAAUGGUGCACAUGCCAGGCACCUCUACCGUCUGCACACCCGAACAGUACAAAGACUGCGCUGAUCCAGCUUUAGAUUUUCUAGUGGAGAAGGACAACGAUUACUGCGUUUGCGAGACGCCGUGCAACAUGACUCGAUACGGUAAAGAGCUGUCCAUGGUGAAGAUACCCAGCAAGGCUUCGGCCAAAUAUCUCGCCAAGAAGUUCAACAAAACUGAACAGUAUAUUGCGGACAACAUAUUGGUUCUGGAUAUCUUUUUUGAGGCUCUGAACUAUGAGAAAAUUGAACAAAAGAAAGCCUAUGAAGUGGCUGGAUUACUUGGUGAUAUUGGUGGUCAGAUGGGUCUGUUUAUAGGAGCCAGUGUCUUGACCAUAUUGGAGAUAUUUGAUUAUUUGUAUGAGGUUUUUAAGGACAAAGUGCUGGGACCAUUUUUACGCAAGAGACGGCCACAUCGGAGCGCUAGUGACAAUCUGGAUUUCCCCGAGAAUCCCACCAGCCCUGGUGUCACGCCUAACCAUGUCCCCAGCUUUCCAGAUGGAGAUGAUGUUUUGCAGAAGUUCAGAGCACAUGCGACACACUCCGGAGUCACUCAGACAGUCUCGGAUUCGCGCCGAACGUGCUACCUAGUCACCCGGCUAUAGGCAACUUCGAGGAAUUCGCUUGUUGAUGACGCAGGCGACGGGACGGUUUAGGAUACGACGGAAAACUGUGAAAUAUAUAUCGGACAGACUCCGAAAGAAGUGUAAGUCCACGAAAAUGUACAUGUUAAAUAGUAAAAAAAAAAAACACCUUAAUAGAAUCGAUAUAUCAUCAUCAAGUACAAAUAGGCAACACUUCCAAAACAAAACUCAGGUUUUAUUAACAUCACAGCCGCUCUUUGUUUGACUUUGUGGAAAAUCCUGGUAGAUUUCAUGGCAUUUCUUUUCGGACGAUUUCAAACGUACAAAUACUGUGACGGUAUUUCACCCGAGAGAGUAUUUUUUCCUCUGUGCUUUUCUGAAUCCUGUACGAACACCGUGGGCCUAAUUUGAUCAAGCCGACCUUAAACGAAUCUGAAAAAGAAAGCAUUUUAAUAUUGCACAAAAAUUGUUAUAGAUACAGUCGGUUUGGCCAAGGUUUAAAUCUAUUUUGGCACUUUUUUUGUACAAUAAUCGUGUGAGCUUCAACCGCGGUUUGACUGAAUUCAGCCCUGCGAUAGUACUCGAAAAUAUGUAAUCAUUCCGAAUGUUUGUCUCUGUUCAUAUUUUGUGUAUAUAAGUGCAAUAAUAUGUUAAUGAAUACCGUAUAUUACCUUCAAGUCUUAAUUAUUAGCUGUCAGGUAAACAGAAGGAACCAGAUGCUUUCGGUACAACCUGAGUUACCAGCAAUCAUGCCGUUUUAUUUAGACACGCUGAUGUUACUCUAUUUAUUUCGACUUCCAUCCACUACACUCUAA